Molecule: messenger RNA, 903 nt
Organism: Bombina bombina (fire-bellied toad)
Lineage: Eukaryota; Metazoa; Chordata; Amphibia; Anura; Bombinatoridae
Product: alpha-2-macroglobulin-like
Exons: 7
Coding region: 1-903 (300 amino acids)
Molecular function (GO): endopeptidase inhibitor activity
Source: RefSeq, a predicted model, not a curated record
AUGGCCGGCGGAGUGCUUUUCUCGGACGGCACCGGUAGUGUAACACUGGUGGUACCUGACUCUAUAACUGGCUGGGAAGGCUCCAUGUUCUGUGUAUCUGAUAAUGAAGGGUUUGGGAUGAUCCCAGAUCCAGCAAAAUUCACAUCCUUCUUGCCAUUCUUUGUGGAAUUAUCUUUACCGUAUUCCAUUGUCCGAGGAGAGACCCUGGUACUCAGAGCCUUUGUACCAAACUACCUGGAGCAGUGCAUCAAGGUUCGUGUGACCAUGGGAAGCUCCUCUGAUUUUGUUGCUGAGCCCCAGGAUGUGCCCCAGGACGUCUGCAUUUGCCUUGGAGAAAGAGCCUCCUAUACCUGGACUCUGGUUCCUCAAAAAUUAGGUGAGAUCAGUUUAACGCUGAGUGCUGAGACCUCUCACAUUGGAGCAACAUGUGACAGCCCCAGUGACUCUUCCCAGCCAUCCCGCAAGGACACCGUGAUACAGAAACUUCUUGUAGAGCCUGAGGGGGUCAAGAAAGAAGCCACUAGCAGCAACCUGAUCUGUGUACAAGACUCAAACUCCCAGACGCCAAUAACCUUAUCAUCUCCAGAAAAUGCAGUGCCAGAUUCACAAUUGGCUUUUGUCACCGUUGUGCCCGACCCUCUGGGUCUCCCAUUACAGAAUCUUGAGAAGCUCAUCCAGAUGCCGACUGGUUGUGCUGAGCAGAACCUUGCCCGUAUAGCAACCAUUAUAUAUGUGCUGGAAUAUCUCAACGCCACAGGACAGCUGACCCCUGAGAUACUUGAGAAAGGAAAGAGAUUCCUGGCAGAGGGUGAGCAGGACCCAUUAUACCCAGCUAUAGGCUUCUCUAUAGAUCUGUAUAAGUUACCAGCAAACUUCUCAGUCAAUAUUGUUCCUCACACCUGA